This is a messenger RNA of Nylanderia fulva, 661 nucleotides long. It is a transcript of the gene ND-15, whose product is annotated as NADH dehydrogenase (ubiquinone) 15 kDa subunit. The record is from RefSeq and is a predicted model, not a curated record. NCBI's taxonomy places the organism in Eukaryota, Metazoa, Arthropoda, Insecta, Hymenoptera, Formicidae.
AGAAGGAAUGUGUAUCUAUUAGAUACGUAGCAUCUAUGGUUAGCGUAAAACUAUCAUCGAUAAUUAUAUAACGCAAUUGAUUCAAGGGAUUAAAAAUAUAAAUAAUUGAGACAUCAGGUUUUGUAACAAUUAUAAGUAAUAUUGUACAUCAUGCUUGAUCACGAUCAUAUUACUGGAUUGAGAUAUGCUUCACCUAUACUUAAGGGACCCCCUACAGAUUUCGUGGCUCAUGUACGAAAUCUCCAAUUCCUCAAAGAGUGUGCACAAUACGAGUUGCAAUAUGUUGAUUGCAUGGAAGCAUAUGGUGGUCACAGAGGUCAAAAACAAUGCAGAUUGAUAUUAGAGGAUAUGUAUGAAUGUGCGAUGAGAAACAAGAGAAUACGGCGUAUAGAAAUGAUGCAUCAAGAGAGAAGGCGUCAAUAUAAGAAUGGUGAGAAGGAAAAGCUGUGGGCGGAAACUCCUCCACUUGAUCUAUUUUGAAUUAGUCUCCUGCUAAUAUAUAUAGUUUAUGUAUAGAUGUAUCGGAUACUCUGUUAAGUGAUUAUAGAUGACAGAAGUGUUUCAUCAUCUAUAAAAAAGCCAAGUUUCAUCAGUUUAUUUGUAAAUUCCUAUCUCUUCACUCCCCUAGAAAUGUUUUCAUCAAUAUAAUGUUUAAAAUCGA